AUCCAUGAUCCAUAGCGAGCAAAGAACACGAACUAGGUGAUACAUAACAAAAUUUGACAACAAGACGAGCAAAAUGGACUGUUUUAUGCACGAUCAAUGAAAUGCCACUCUUUCAUACGAGAAAAGUCAGUAGAGACGAGACUCAGCGAAGGCUAGAGCAGCGCUUAGUAGUCGCGAAAGAGUCUCCAGAGUCCACGUUUGACUUGUCUGACUGUGGAAUAACAGAGCUUCCUAAAGAUGUGUUCUCUUUGUGUCGGGUUUUGAGAAAGCAGACUGUUUUGCUGAAUGAUAAUGAUCUUCCGAAUCUCAAAGGAGGUGGACAAUUAAAAGAUCUUGCAGAUGCCAGGAUCCUGGUUCUUUCCAACAACCGUCUUACAUCUCUCCCUGCUGACUUGGAUGAGCUGAGGUCACUCCAAGUCCUUGAUGUUGCUAAUAACAAACUCAAAAGCCUACCUAAAGCAAUCGGUGGGCUCUCCAGUCUCCAAACCCUUGAUGUUCAAGGGAAUAACUUGCAGUCACUACCUCUUGAAAUCGGCAACUUGAAAUUGUUGAGGUCUCUCAAUGUUUCUAACAAUCCUAAGCUUGAUGCUCUACCCGCCUCUUUAGCAUACUGCAGACUGCUAGAAGAGAUAACUUUAGACAUGGACAAGAUAAGUGUCCCACCAAAAGAAAUUACGCAGCAAGGAGUAGCAGCGAUACUAAAGUACCUCUGUCAAUGUGCUGGAAUUGAAUAUGAACCAUCGUCUAAACAAAUCCUGAAAUCUCUCGAUCCUGCUUGUGACAGCUGUCAUUCAAGUGUUGACCCUAUUGACAAACUAGUGGCAGAUGCUUUGAACAGUCACAGUGUUGAUCAGGAUAAGAAACAAGAGCAAAUGUGGAUGCUUGAAAAACAAAUGAGGGAGCUGGACUCUGAACAGCAAGCCCUGGCCAACCAGGCGAACAGGUCGCACGACGACCUUCUGCAGCGAAUACAGCAGGCUGAGGCUGAUAUGGACAGUGAUAUUUUGUGGGAGCAGUACAAGCAAGAGUCAAGGCGGGACAACAUGUCUUCUCUCAUGGCUGCAGAUGAACAGCUGAACUCUGACACAGUUGCCAUGAUUCUCCAGAUAAAUGAACGAUCUGGCAAAAGAGAGGCUCUCCUAGACCAGCUAGAAAUUGAGAAGCUCAGGACUGAUCAUCUGGUCAAAGUUACACAAGAUGAAGAGGAAAGACUUAGGAAAGAAGAGGUGAUAGCUUCAAUGGCACGUCUACUCGAAAACAGACGAAACCAAGAAAGGAUCCUGAAUGAGUAUGAAUCUACACGGCAACAAGCGAUGAGGGAUGCCAUCAAAAGUGAAGUGGAGGCGAAUAGUCAGGUUCAAGACGUUCUUUCUGAGCAAGACCAAGAUAGAGGUUCGCUAAAGAGACAGAUCUCCACACAGGAGCAUGCGCAGAUGCAAGCAAUUCAGGCUUUGCAGCUACAGAAGGAUGCCAAACAUCGCAGGCUCACAGAUCAGAUUGGAAUGCUUCAAGACGAACUAGCGUACCUGACAGCUGUCGAGUUGGAAAAACGCGACGAAGAGCAGGAAGCCGAGAAGGUUGCCUUAGCAGCCAAGCGAGAGAGCAUCACUUCUCUCAUGUCGCAACUCGUCGAUCAGCAGCGUCAACGAGAGGGCGAGCUGAUGAAACGACUGGUUGAAAUGGAAGAGCGGCGAGUCACGGAUGUCGAAGAUUAUUGGCUGAUUCAGUACCAGCGGCUCUUGGACAGUAAACCACAGUCGCUACUAGAAAAGGAAUGUGAUCACGUGAUUGCUGACGUUCUGAAAGAGGCAGAGGCCGAGCAGUACUGUUCGCUGUUUGCCCGUCAUCGCAUCACGUGGAAGAUGCUGAAAUCCAUGACAUCUGAGGAGCUUAAAGAGAUGGGCAUUCAUGAGCGGGGCAUUCGUAAGGGAAUAAUGGCUGUAGUCGAGGCACGCGCACUGGUGGAAGGCAAGGCGAGGCGCAAGGAGAAAGAAAUAUCGCAAGCAGAGGACCCUGAGCGUAGUCAUCCCCAGCCCUCAGCUCCACCAGUUGAGGCCACAGCUACCCCAACAAUGUCGAACUGUUCCUUGUAUCCGGAGUGUGUAAUCUGUUUGGACAAUCGGUCUGACGUUGUGAUGCUGCCUUGUGGUCACGUGUGCUGUUGUUCUAACUGCGCAGGCGCGGUAUCAGCAUGUCCGAUAUGUCGUCAGACCUUAUCCCAACGGGUGCGGAUGUACAUCAGUUGAUGGGAUCUCAACCGUGUACGGCGUUUACCCGGCGUUUUUCGCUAUGCGCCGAGUUGUGACCGCCUCUUGUUUUUUUUUUUGUUUCUUCUGCUGGCCCACAGAAAACCCGCUUAAAUCGCCGGGGACCUCGCGUCAGUUCACAACCCUCUUGUCGCGUCGCGACGGAAGCCUCUAAAUAAAACAGAAUAAAGUAGGCUGAACACAGAAAACCCGCUUAGUUCGCCGGGGAUCUCGCGUCAGCUCACAACCCUCUUGUCGCGUCGCGGCGGAAGCCCCUUGAUAAAGUAAAGUAAAGUAGGCUGAACACAGGAAACUUCUGGAAGUUCUGGAUUUCACCAGAACUUUCAUCUUUUGUAUAACAUCCUUGCCUGCGCCACACCAGAUACCCGCCCCGUUUAAUCAUGGCUUUACUAAUGCCAGAGGCAAUAGCUUUUCAAGCACUUAAUGAAACUAGCUUAGCAUUUAAAGUAUUUGAGGCCUGAAUUAUAUUCAACGGAUGUACAGCUUAGUAAUAAUUAAUCUACAAUAUAAAUCAACUCAAAUUUACAAUGAAA
Messenger RNA from Nematostella vectensis (starlet sea anemone), 2800 nucleotides. RefSeq names its product E3 ubiquitin-protein ligase LRSAM1. The transcript has 27 exons. Lineage: Eukaryota; Metazoa; Cnidaria; Anthozoa; Actiniaria; Edwardsiidae. Bases 102 to 2246 code for a protein of 714 amino acids. Gene Ontology annotation, molecular function: protein binding. The record is from RefSeq and is a predicted model, not a curated record.